Messenger RNA from Stylonychia lemnae, 3741 nucleotides. The record is from the annotation of a GenBank genome assembly. NCBI's taxonomy places the organism in Eukaryota, Ciliophora, Spirotrichea, Sporadotrichida, Oxytrichidae.
AUGAAGAAAAUAUCAAGUGCGUAUUGGAUAACACUUACUUUAAUCGGAUUUUUUAUACAACCUUCACUUCAGGACUGCGUUGGGGGAGCUAAAAAUGCACAGGUAGAAAGUGGAGAAUAAUGUGAUACUACUGAUCCGGGAUGCUCAUAAACUUGUUAAAUUGAAUCAGGUUAUCUAUGCACAGUUGUAGGAGAUAAUUAGGAUUGCUCUUAAAGUUGCUUUGAUAAAAUUAGUUAUAAUCGCAAUGAACCAUAAGUAGGAGACAAUUGCUUAGAUGGAGAAGUAUAUUAAGUUUCCGGUUCAUAAACUGCAGAUGGGUGUGACUUACAAUGUAUUGUAAAUGCAGGAUGGGCAUGCCUUAGAACUCAAUCAGGUGCUGGUUAAGGAAAUCUUGAUUUCUCAUGUAGUAGUAACCUUCAAACAUAAGCUAGUACUACAUAGACUUAAACUGAUACAACUAUGACUUAAACUGAUACAACUAAUUCUUAAACUACAGAUCCAGCAACAACCUAAAUAACAACAGCCAGCCCUACUGAUACUGAUACAACAGCGACUUAAACAACUAUAUAUUCGACGACAGAAUCUCCAACUACUUAAGAAACUACUUAAGUAACUACAGCUCCAGAUUCAACAUAGGCCCCAACAGAUUCAACAACUAUUUAAGACACGACAACAUAAAUCACUGCUACAUAGGCCCCAACAGACACAGCUACUUAUUAAACUACUGCUGAAUCAACAACUUAAGAAACGUUUACAGAUACCACUUCAACCCUAGUCCCAACAGACACAACUACUUAUUAAACUACUAUAGAAUCAACAACUUAAGAAACUUAGACUGAUACAACUGCUCCAACAGAUACAACUACUUAUUAAACUACUGCUGAAUCAACAACUUUAGAAACGUUUACAGAUACCACUGCAACCCAAGCCCCAACAGAUACUACAACUAGUUAAACAACUGUAGAAUCAACAACUUAAGAAACUGCGACUGAUACUACAGCAACCCAAGCCCCAACAGAUACUACAACUAGUUAAACAACUGUAGAAUCAACAACUUAAGAAACUGCGACUGAUACUACUGCAACUCAGGCUCCAACACAUACAACAGAUAUUUAAACUACUGCAGAAUCAACAACUUAAGAAACUGCGACUUAUACAACUGCAACUCAGGCUCCAACAGAUACAACAGAUAGUUAAACAACUGUAGACACUACCACUCAAUAAACUACAGUAGCAUAUACUCAAGGAACUACUUUAGCACCCACAGAUACAAAUACAGAUGUUAGUACUACUGAGUUCAUAACUUAAUAAACUACAAUUGAAACUACUUUUACAUAAGCACCCUCUGAUACUACCACUGAUUAAACAACUACUGUUACUACAGUCUAAACAUUAACUGAGACCACAGUCACUACCGCUACAAUAGCACCCACAGAUACUACAACUGAAUAAACAACUACUGUUACUACAGUCUAAACAUUAACUGAGACCACAAUCACUACUGCUACAAUAGCACCCACAGAUACUACAACUGAAUAAACAACAACUGCUACUACGAUCUAAACAACAUCAGACACAACUAUUAUAACUGUUACAUCAGCACCCACAGAUACUACAACUUAAUAAGUCUCAACUGACACUACAUUAUAAACAAUAACAGGUAUUACUACUACAAUAGUUCCAACAGAUUCUACAACUAUUAUUAGUUCAACCGAUUCAACAACCACUGUUUCUACAACUCAAACUACUGCUACGACUUCUCCAACAGAAACUACAAUCUCUUAAGCAACAACUGAUACAACAGUCUAGACUUCAACAACUAUUGCUCCUUAAUCAACCACUGAAUCAACAACUACCUAUGUAAUAACAACUAUCUAAACUUUAGCUAGUACCACUUUAUCUGAUGUAACAAGCAUGCCGACAGAUUAAUCUUCUACUACUGAAUAAUCAACUACAGUUAGUCCAACGACUUAAACAACUACAAUAAGCCCACCAUCAACUACAGAUGCUUAGACAACCACAGAAACUACAGCUGUGACACUAUAGAGCUCAACUACUACAAGCAGUCCUUCGACAACAGAUACUACUACUGCUGCUCCUUCAACUACUAUUGUAAUAACAUAAGACAGUAGUACUCAGGCUACAUCAGCAGACUCUACUACUGUACCUCCUACAACCCUUGCAUAAACAUCUUCACCAACUACAUCUGGAUUGACAUUAAUAGAUUCCUCAACAUAAACAACUGUAGCUCCAACAACCAUAGUGGAAACAUCAGUCACUACAAUCUCAAUCACCUCUGAUUCAACAACCUAAACCUAAACAUAAACUACAACUUCAUCACCAUCCACUACUGAAUCUAGCACUUCUCCAACCUCAGUUGCUGGCACUACUAUACCUACAACUACAGCUCCUUAAACAACAACUGAAACAAUAACAGCGACUUAAACAACAACUGGAACAUUAACAUCAACUUAAGCAACAACUGAGACAACUACAGCUCCUUAAACAACAACUGGAGCAAUAACAUCAACUUAAACAUCAACAAUAGUAACAACUCAAACAACGCAAGCGACAACAGUUGUAACAACCAGUGCCCCUACAUCUAGUCCAACUACUACUGCAGUAACAACCGUUACUACUGUCACUUUUAUCACUACAGCUGAGCCAACUACCACUGUGACCACAACUACUACUCAGCCACCUUAAUUGACUAAUUGUUACUAAGUAGCAGCUUUAUUCGAUAGUACUGAUGCUUUGAGAUCUGGUUUCUCAUAAAUUACCUCAUAGUAAAUGUAAUGCUCUUAGAUGAGUACCUGUUAAAAUGGUAGACCAGGCACUUGCAAGUGGUAUAGAAAACUUGCUGUUGGUUGUUUUGUUGACAACACCUAAGUAAUGAUUAGAAUCUAGACAAAUUCUCUACCAAACCAUUGCUUCUAGACAAAGACAAUAUUCCCCUCUGAAAAUUUGAUCGAUUUUUAAGUAGCAUUCAAUAUAUCUGCUCCAAACUUAGACGUUCUAAAAUUUGACAGUCAAUACACAACAGAUGAGGUCCUAUGUACCGGAUUUUGGAAUAAAGAAGGUCAAAUUUCAUCAUUCUAUAAAUUCAGAAAAUACUCUGGCGAUAUAGAUGGAAUCAUUGGAAUUUCCAUUAAUGGUAUCCCUAUAUACUUUGGAACUUCAGAAUUCAGAACAGAUGCAUUCUUCCCUAAUGCAUAUCAAAGAUUGACAGUACCAAGCCCAAUUGAAUUUGAUGCAUGCCUUGGUGAUUCAGACUAUCUCAACUAUUAUCAUUACUACUCAUUCUCACCAUGUAUCCUUCCAUCUGGCCAGGCAAAGAUCAAAACUGCAUAACUUUGUGCUGAUAGAAUGGACUGUGUUAAGGAUAUACUUGGCUAUUCAGUUUCCUUUAUACCUGAGAAAACGGUUUUCCCAAUCGGUGUGGCUCUAGAUGGUCAUCUCAUAAUAGGUCCUUAUAAGCAUGAUGGAAAACUUUGGCAACCUUGUGACUUAGAUGGUUGCAAUGGAGUAUUGAUAAACGAGAACUACUUCUAUGUCUCUUCGCUAUUCCAUCCUUACACUGUAGGCUGUUGGGGACCAGCUUCUGAGAGAUAAUACAGAUAAUCCUGCACAACAAAUGCUAGAAUCUGUAUAGGUGCAUCUGAUGCCUAGAUAAUUUCUCAUACCUUAGUAAAUUACUUGAUGGUAAUAUCAGGUUUGAUAAUGUUAGCAAUCAACUAUUGA